AUGCCUUCUGAAGCUCAUAUCCAGACAGCUUUGACGCUGAUCGAAAAUGAUGAAUCCAAGGUGUUGGGUCUCAAUGUAGGCCAGCACAAAGACGUACGGCCGGGGCAAUACAUACCCCGUGCAGGUGUGUAUCCUCAGGUGAUUCAGAAAGAGGGAGAAGUAGAUGCUGAUGUACUCAACGCAGAUGCCCAGUCACCCCCUGAGCUCUUCUUUACGGGUCUUGACUCAAGCAAGACUUAUCUGAUCGUGGCUCUUGAUAUCGAUGCACCAUUCCCGUCGUUCAAGAUUUUGGGCCCUAUUCUCCAUUGGAUUCAACCAGGUGUGAAAGUUGCAGAGUCUGGCAGUUUGGAUACCUCCGCUGCACCCUUUGUUGCAAAUUAUAUCGGGCCCGCGCCACCUCCCGGUAGUGCUCCGCACCGUUAUAUCUUCUUCUUGCUAGAAGAGCCUGCGAACUUUGAUGUGGCAGCCCAUGCUCCUCCCAAUGGUCAGAAAUUGAGCAAUUGGUAUCGCAUGCGCUAUGAUUUAGAUGCUUGGGCGAAGAAAGUGAACCUGGGCCCCAUUCUGGCGUUCAACUACUUCAUGAGCAACUAG
This is a messenger RNA of Penicillium diatomitis, 591 nucleotides long. Its product is annotated as YbhB/YbcL family Raf kinase inhibitor-like protein. The transcript has a single exon. Gene Ontology annotation, molecular function: phospholipid binding; peptidase inhibitor activity. The coding region runs from base 1 to 591 and encodes 196 amino acids. Gene Ontology annotation, biological process: regulation of Ras protein signal transduction; regulation of proteolysis. NCBI's taxonomy places the organism in Eukaryota, Fungi, Ascomycota, Eurotiomycetes, Eurotiales, Aspergillaceae. The record is from RefSeq and is a predicted model, not a curated record.